CGGCGGUUUUGGUGUGUAUACCCGGUUCGCGUGGAGGGAAAGACCCAAAGCGUAUUCGCCAGGAAGCAAGGGCAUCACCGAAGCUUUCCACGCCGCUUUGAAGCUAGUUUUCCGUCGGGCUUAACGACGCAGGUGAGCCUGUACAGUCGACUACCAGUUUGGGGCACUAAAUGGAAUUCCAAGGUGGCUGUAGUCUACAUGCGUACGUGAGGUGCCUCUGCAUACAAUUUGUAGGAUAAUGGCUAGUGACAUGACUACAAUGGAAGAAGCAACGGGUGUGCAGAGCGAGGUAGUGGCACCAGAGCCUGCACAGCAGGAGGGAGAUGGUGGAGAGGUGGUGCAGCAGGAGGAAAGCAGAAAGCACCCUGUGCAGCGGGAAGGAGUGGAAGAGGGAGCCAGUGGUGGAGGUGAAGUCGGUGCGACAGUGGAUUUGCCGGAAGCACAAGAGCCAGAGGAGGAGCACACAGAGCCAGAGGAGGAUGAAUAUUUGAGUGUAGAGGAAGGAGAGGAAAAGGAUGGGGAGGAGGAGACUAAGAAACAAGAAGAACUGGUGGGAGAACGAAAAGGGGAAGAGGAAAAAAGAGAGGGGGAGAAAGAGGAGGAGGAGGAGAAGGAGGAGGAGGAGAAAGAGGAUGAGGAGAAGGAGGAGGAGAAAGAGGAGGAGGAGGAGAAAGAGGAGGAGGAGGAGGAAGAAGAGGAGGAGGAGGAAGGGAAGAGUGACAGUGUUCCCAAGAGAAGAAGGAGGAGGCGGAGGGAGGCAAGCAGUGAGUCAGAUGGAGAGACAGAGGAAGGCUAUGGUGACAAUCAGCAUUCAGAGGACACUCAAGAUGUACAAGAGAAAGAGGCAAGUGGCAGGAGGGAAGCAGGGAAGAGGGGAGGAGAGGAAGGGGAAGAAACAGCAGGUGGGAGGGCAGUCGAAGUGACCAAGACACUGGAGGGAGAGGUGAUGAGGGGACGCAGGACUGGGGAGGAGAGGUGGGUGUGUCAUCAAAGAACUGGGGCGAGGAGGAGUGGGGGGUGGAGGAGGGAGACGGGAGGGACGAAGGGAAAACAAGAGAUGCCAGCCCCAAACAGAGCACGAGGGGACAGUCAGGAGGAGGAAGGGAAUUGAGCAAACGAGCCUCAGCAGAGAGAACCACUGCUGGAGACGUGAGGAAGGAGAGAGAAACUGGUACUCCGUCACGACAGAGAGAAAAGUCUGCCGAGAAGGAACUGGACGACGUAGAGAGGUCCGCAUCCACUCGUGACCAGGGCACAGUCGAACCUCCCACCAGAGGAUUCCAAUCAAUGACCUUUUCCCUGACUGCAGACAAACGACUUGUCGUGUCGUCUGAAUCCGGGGGAGGGAGUAGGGGGAGGGGGAGAGGGGGAGGGAGGGGGAAGGGGAGAGGAGGUGGAGGGAGAGGGAGGGGGAGAGGGAGGGGAGAGAAAGACGAUGGAGACUCACUGAUGGUUGGUGCCUCGCGCACAGACCAUCGGAUUGCACCAAAACCUCCACCAAAAGAAAUCACCUCGACAACAGCAGCAGCAGCACCGGUGGAACCAAAGCAGACGAAGCAAGUGAGCGCAACUCUUGAGAAAUCAGAGGUAAAGCCGGCAACACCACCAAAGCCUCCCAGUUCUCCCGACCAGAAUACCGACGGAGCUUCAAGGGAGACAGGGGAGGAGAGGGAAGGAGGAGGCCAGCCUCUCAGUGGCAGUAGUCCUAGUGAUAGAACUGGAGCUGAGACGAGUGAAAUGGCCUCUAAGAGAGCCCCAACUCCUCCCCCCACCACCGGCAGUCAGCCAGUGUCAAAGCCGAAACGCUACUCGUCAAGAAGGAAGACAGGUGGACAGGAGGGUGAGAUGGCACCAGAAAGCUCGUGGGAGCUAAGACAGACCGUCGUCCCGGGAGCAGCAGCCCUCCUUCCGGGAGCCCAUCGCCAAGCGGCCAUACCCUCAGACCCUCAUCUCCGGACCCUCUCUCCUCCCGCUACCCACCCCACCCCUCCCGCCAGCUUCCCUCACCGACCCCGGCAUGUUCCACGGCGUGGUCCCGACCUCAUCGGGGGGAGUACCUGUGCCCAGCAGCCAGCCUGCAGACUGGGCACAACUACAGCUCCAGAUGCAAGUUCUCAGUCAGAGCAACCCGGCGUUUUACACCCAAAUGCAGCAGUUCUUCUGGUCACAGCAGAACAUGCUCCAGAUGCAGCAACACCAGAUGCACGCGGCGGCGGUUGCAGUCGCUGCACAGGGCUACCACAUUCAGCCGCAGCCUGCCGCGGGAGGAGGAGGAGGUGGAGGCGUAUCUGCCACCCCUGGUUUCGCGGGGACCGAAGGAGACUACAACGUGGCCAACGCCGGCGGAGCUGGGGGGCAGUACGUGCAGAUGGCGCCCCCCGGGGGGCUAUUCAUUCCCCCCAUGACCCACAUCCCCUCCCCACAUGACCACAACCUGGCUGAGGAGACGGACGCCAGUCAGACUCCGCGACGCAGUCUUGCUAUCCCCAUUGUCCCUCCCAAGGAAUAAUGUUUUGAAGGCACUAUUAAAUCAUGCAUUGUACAUGGAAUAUUCUAUUAUAGAUUAUAUUUUGUACAAAAAUAAACAUUAGUGACACAAAACCUUGUUUCCUAGUAAACAACCACAGCACAUACAAAAAUGUCCACCACCAUAAUCACACCAAAUUAAAUUGUUUCCUUUAAAGUACAGCAUUUUACAGUAUUCUUCAUUCUUUCUUGUCCGAUACUUCCAAAACGGGUAACCCACACAAAGAAAACUGUUGUU
Geodia barretti is the source of this 2764-nucleotide messenger RNA. The record is from the annotation of a GenBank genome assembly. NCBI's taxonomy places the organism in Eukaryota, Metazoa, Porifera, Demospongiae, Tetractinellida, Geodiidae.